Molecule: messenger RNA, 1113 nt
Organism: Peromyscus eremicus (cactus mouse)
Lineage: Eukaryota; Metazoa; Chordata; Mammalia; Rodentia; Cricetidae
Gene: B3gnt3
Product: UDP-GlcNAc:betaGal beta-1,3-N-acetylglucosaminyltransferase 3
Exons: 2
Coding region: 1-1113 (370 amino acids)
Cellular component (GO): membrane
Molecular function (GO): N-acetyllactosaminide beta-1,3-N-acetylglucosaminyltransferase activity
Source: RefSeq, a predicted model, not a curated record
AUGCGGCUGUCCCGGCCGCGCCCGGAUGUGAGCCUCGUCCUCGCCAUGGCCGCGAUCGUGCUGCUGCUCCUACAUCACAUGUCGCCGCCUGGCUGCCCUGCCCCCGAGAGGCCCGCGGAGCCCCAGGAGGUCCCCACGUGGCCCCCGGGACCCCCGCGCGCGGCCCCCACCCCGUGCCGGGCCAACCUGUCGGUGGCCGCGCACCCGGACUUCGCGGCGCUGCCCGCGCACGUGCGCGACUUCCUGCUGUACCGGCACUGCCGGGACUUCGCGCUGCUGCGGGAGCCGCCGGCCGCCAAGUGCGCGCAGCCCGUGUUCCUGCUGCUCGCCAUCAAGUCAUCGCCCGCCAACUACGGGCGCCGGCAGGUGCUGCGCCGCACGUGGGCGCGCGAGCGGCAGGUCCGGGGGGCGACGCUGCGCCUCCUCUUCCUCGUGGGCAGCGACCGGGACCCGCACCAGGCGCGCAAGUUCAACCGGCUGCUGCAGCUGGAGGCGCGCGCGCACGGCGACAUCCUGCAGUGGGACUUCCAGGACUCCUUCUUCAACCUCACGCUUAAGCAGGUCCUCUUCCUGGAGUGGCAGCGCACCCGCUGCCCCAACGUCAGCUUCGUGCUCAACGGGGACGAUGACGUCUUCGCGCACACGGACAACAUGGUCACCUACCUGCAGGGCCGCGACCCGGACCGCCACCUCUUCGUGGGUCACCUGAUUCAGAACGUGGGUCCCAUCCGCUCGCCUGGGAGUAAGUACUUCGUGCCCACGCUGGUGACCGAGGACGAGCACUACCCGCCCUACUGUGGCGGCGGCGGCUUCCUGCUGUCGCGCUUCACGGUGGCCGCGCUGCGUCGCGCCGCGAGUGUCCUCCCAGUCUUCCCCAUCGACGACGUGUUCCUGGGCAUGUGUCUGCAGCAGCAGGGUCUGGCGCCCGCCUCGCACAACGGGGUGCGCACCGCAGGGGUGCACGCCCCCAGCCCCCGCCUGUCCUCCUUCGACCCCUGCUUCUACCGGGGGCUGCUCCUCGUGCACCGCUUCCUGCCCUUCGAGACCCUGCUGAUGUGGGACGCGCUGAGCCAGCCCCAGCUGGACUGCGGCCAGCGCGGCCUGGUCUACUGA